This is a messenger RNA of Neoarthrinium moseri, 1899 nucleotides long. RefSeq lists its product as uncharacterized. Gene Ontology annotation, cellular component: cytoplasm; perinuclear endoplasmic reticulum. Lineage: Eukaryota; Fungi; Ascomycota; Sordariomycetes; Amphisphaeriales; Apiosporaceae. Gene Ontology annotation, molecular function: phospholipid:diacylglycerol acyltransferase activity. The transcript is spliced from 2 exons. Bases 1 to 1899 code for a protein of 632 amino acids. Gene Ontology annotation, biological process: triglyceride biosynthetic process; lipid storage. The record is from RefSeq and is a predicted model, not a curated record.
AUGGCCUCCGAACUUCGACGCCGAGCAGUCGGUGCAGACGCCCCGUCCGAAACCCCGUCGCCCGCUCCCUCCCGGGACGUGAGCCCCUCCAAAUCCGAGCAGAAGGCCAAGGUCUCGCGUCAGGUCACGCUCAAGGAGAAGACGCGGAAGAGGCGGACCACCUUCAUCUUCCUCAUGGGAAGCUUGUUCGGCCUGAUCGCCGCCGGCUUCCUGGCCAAGAGCAAUGAUCUGAUAGAUUUCCCCGAGAUCGGGGAGCUCAGCGUCGACAGCUUCAUGGAUGUGCUGCCUGCUGGGCUCGUCAAGGAUAUGCGGGAUCUUGUGAAAGGCGAGCGAGACUUCGCCGACAGCUACGACGCCUUCUCGGUUGGCAUCAAGGCUCGAUCCGAGGGCCUGACCGCCCACCACCCCAUCAUCAUGAUCCCCGGCACUAUCUCCACCGGUCUCGAGUCCUGGGGCACCGCGAACAUCUCCCGUCCCUACUUCAGAAAAAGGCUGUGGGGUAGCUGGACCAUGAUGAAGGCCCUCGUCAUGGACAAGGAGGGCUGGAAGAAGCACAUCAUGCUGGAUAAGAGAACAGGGCUCGAUCCCCCCGGCGUCAAGCUGAGGGCCGCCCAGGGCUUCGAUGCCGCCGACUUCUUCAUAACUGGAUACUGGAUCUGGAACAAGAUAUUCGAGAAUCUUGCCUCCCUCGGGUACGAUCCCACCAACUCAUUUACGGCAGCUUACGAUUGGAGGCUCUCGUACCAGAAUCUUGAAACCCGCGAUCAGUAUUUCACUCGGCUCAAGACCCACAUCGAGAUGGCGCACCAGUUCUCCGGGAAGAAGGUUGUCCUGGCCUCACAUUCCAUGGGAGGCCAGGUCCUGUUCUACUUCCUCCACUGGGUUGCCUCGCCAAGGGGUGGCGGGGGUGGCGACAACUGGGUCGAGACCUAUGUUGAAGCCUGGAUCAACAUCAGUGGCUGUAUGCUCGGCGCUGUGAAGGACUUGACGGCUAUCUUGUCUGGGGAGAUGAGGGAUACGGCACAGAUGAACGCCUUCGCCGUUUACGGCCUCGACCAGUUCCUCAACAAGGACGAAAGAGCCGAGAUAUUCCGCGCCAUGCCCGGGAUCUCGUCCAUGAUGCCCCUCGGCGGCGACCGCGUGUGGGGGAACCUCACCUGGGCGCCAGACGACCUUCCGGGCCAGAAGCACUCCUUUGGCUCGUUGCUCAACUUCCGAGCGGGCGGGAAUUGGUCAAUUCCGGAGAGAAAUCUCACCGUGGAGGGUUCUAUGGAGUACCUCAUGAACACCACCGAGGAUUGGUACCAGGACAUGAUCAAGUCCAGCUACUCCCACGGCGUCGCCGACACGGCGGCUGAGGUCAAUGCCAACGAGGAUGACCCAAGAAAGUGGAUCAACCCGCUGGAAACCCGCUUACCACUGGCACCGUCCCUCAAGGUGUUUUGUUUCUAUGGCGUGGGAAAGCCAACUGAACGAGCCUACUACUAUCGCCCGCCGGACGUCCCUCCUCUGACGAACCUCAACAUCACCAUCGAUACGGGUCUCAUCGUCGAUGAUAUCGAUCACGGUGUCAUCAUGGGUGAGGGUGACGGGACUGUCAAUUUGCUCAGUACUGGAUACAUGUGUUCAAAGGGCUGGCACUUGAAGCGGUACAACCCCGCUGGCGUCAAGGUAACUGUCUACGAGAUGCCGCACGAGCCCGAGCGAUUCAAUCCGAGAGGUGGGCCCAACACAGCAGACCAUGUGGACAUCUUGGGAAGGCAGAACCUGAACGAGUUGCUUCUCCGGGUCGCAGCAGGCAAGGGCGACACGAUCCAGCCAAACAUCGUCAGUAACAUCCUCCAGUACGCGGAGAAAGUCAAGGUGUACGAAGAAGGCGAGGAACCCAACGAGGAAUGA